AGUGCAGUGAAAGGAAGCGGAGAGAUGGAGCGCUCACUAAGUGGAGUUUUCACCUCUACAACCGAAAUGGAGAAAAGCCUUCACGACAGAGACAGAGUGGGGGUACAAGACUGUGUCCUCCUUGACAACUACACUAAUGAAGAUGUAUUCAUCGAAAAUCUUUACAAAAGAUUUUCAAAUGACAUCAUCUAUACUUACAUUGGCAAUGUUUUGGUUUCUGUCAAUCCUUACAAACCACUUCCAAUUUAUGGAAAAGAUGUUAUGAUGAAAUACCAGAAAACUCACAUGAUUGAAAACCCUCCUCAUGUAUAUGCCAUUGCUGAAAAUGCAUACAGAGAUAUGGUUGAAGAAAACAAAGACCAUUGUAUUCUGAUAUCAGGUGAAUCUGGUUCUGGUAAGACAGAAACCAGCAAAAAGGUCUUAGAAUAUGUUGCAGCCGUUUCUAAUCUGAACACCGAUGCUAAAAAUGUAAAAGAUAAACUCCUCAUGUUGAAUCCUGUCCUAGAAGCUUUCGGAAACGCUAAAACCAUUAGAAACGAUAAUUCAAGCAGGUUCGGAAAGUACAUGGAUAUUGAAUUCAAUACUAUGGGUGCACCAGUUGGUGGAAAUAUAUUGAACUAUUUAUUGGAAAAAUCAAGAGUGGUACAUCAACACGGUGGGGAAAGGAAUUUUCAUAUUUUCUAUCAACUGCUCGCAGGAGGGACGGACGAGCUUCUUGAAACCUUGACUUUGACCAGAGACAUCAAUAAUUACGCUUACCUAAAGAAUAAGGAUAGUAAAAUUGUGGGAGGAAUGAACGAUGCCCAUCAAAUGGGAGAAGUUUGUCAAGCAAUGCAUGUUAUGGGCAUAACCGCUAGGGAACAAGGAGAGAUAAUGGCAAUUGUCGCGAGUAUUCUUCAUCUCGGUAAUAUUAAAGUGAAGGAGAAAGAUGGUAUUGCUCAGAUUAUAAGCCAAGAUCACUUACGACAUGCUGCGAGUUUACUAGGAUGUGGAGAGGAGGAGCUAAAGCUUGCGUUAACCCAGAGAACUAUUCACGCGAGGGACGAAGCCCUUAUAUCACCUCUCAACUUAGAAAUGGCCACUUAUGCUAGAGAUGCUCUUGCUAAAGCUAUCUACGACAGAUUAUUUACGUGGUUGGUAUCACGUUUUAACGAAUCGUUACAGACCAAAGAGAAAUUAAGCACCAAAGUUAUGGGAAUACUUGAUAUUUAUGGAUUCGAAAUUUUUGAGACAAACAGUUUUGAACAAUUUUGCAUAAACUACUGUAAUGAAAAACUUCAACAACUGUUUAUCGAACUUACUUUGAAAUCAGAACAAGAAGAAUAUCUCCGAGAAGGAAUUGAGUGGGAACCUGUUGAAUAUUUUAAUAACAACAUCAUAAUAAACCUAAUAGAAGAAAAGCAUAAAGGAAUAAUUUCAUUAUUAGACGAAGAAUGUUUACGACCCGGAGAUACAUCAGACCAGACUUUCUUGAACAAAUUAUCUGAUAAUUUAUCAGGUCAUCACCACUUCAUCAACCACACAAAAGCAGAGAGCAAAAUGAAAAAGAUUUUAGGAAGAAAUGACUUUGCACUUGUACAUUAUGCUGGAGAUGUGAUUUAUGAUGUAAAUGGUUUUCUAGACAAAAACAACGAUCCUCUUUUCCGUGAUCUGCGAAAAGUAAUGUGUAAUACUUGCAAUUCAAUCACCCAGGCUGUAUUUCCAGAAUCUGAAUUACAAAGUAAGAAACGCCCAGAAACGGCUAUUACACAGUUUAAAUUUAGUUUGAAUGGCUUAAUGAAUAUUUUGAUGACCAAAGAACCCAGUUACAUUAGAUGUAUUAAGCCAAAUCACAUUAAAAAAGCAGGAUUAUUUUCUCGAGAUGUAGUAAGGCAUCAAGUGAAGUAUCUUGGUCUAAUGGAAAAUCUCAGAGUACGUAGAGCAGGUUUCGCUUACAGACGUAAUUAUGACGAAUUCCUCUAUCGUUAUAAAAGUCUCUCGCCUGAGACGUGGCCAUUUUAUAAUGGGCAUCCGAGAGAUGGUGUUGAGAAAAUACUUCUACAUCAGUCAUGCACGCCAGAGGAAUACAGGCUAGGAAAAACAAAAAUUUUCAUAAGAUUUGCUAAAACCCUGUUCUAUUUGGAAGAUAAGUUUCAAGAACGUAAACAAUCUUUGGCUACAUUGAUACAAAGCCGCUGGAGGGGUAUGGUGCAAUGGAGGAAAUACAAAGCAUUACGAGCCGCAGCUAUUGUUAUAGAGAAGUGGACUAGAAGAUUUUUAGCACAGAAGCUUGCCCAAAAAAGGAGGCAGGCUGUCAAAGUGAUUCGAGGAUUUAUUGAAGGAUUCAUUACAAGGCAUGAUGUAGCUACGGAAUUAAAUCUAAGAUUUAUUCAAACAGCCAAAAAGCAUUAUCUUCUGCGUUUGUCCCAGUCAUUGCCAAAAACUGUUCUGGAUAGGUCGUGGCCUAGUCCUCCUGAAGUCUGUGCUGAAGCUUCAGAAAUUUUGAGAUGCAUGUAUUAUCAAUGGCUUGCAGGAAGGUACUGUAAGUCCAUUACUCCAGAAAGAAAAGCUCAGAUGGAACUUAAAGUGCUCGCUGAAUGCUUGUUUAAAGAUAAAAAGAAGAGUUAUAGUUUGAGCGUUCCAGAACUUUUUGUUGAAAAUCGUUUGACAGAAAGCGGCAAUACAUUAAAAAAACAAUUCUUUAUAAAUGAAGCGAGUGGGCAGAAUUGUAAGUACGCGACAUAUGUCACAAAAUUUGAUAGACAUGGUUACAAGAAAAGGGAUCGCGUACUCUUACUGACUGAAGGUUUCCUAUAUCUGACAACAGCAGGCGAGAAGCAAAUGAAGACUAAACACAAAUUUCCAAUCGACCGCAUAAAUAAAUUAGAAAUAACAUCUGAAAGGGAUAAGUUCCUUCUAGUGAGGGUUUCACCUGAACUCAACAAAGAAAAGGGAGACCUAAUUCUCGAAGUUCCUCACCUCAUUGAGUUUAUAACAAUUUUUGUAGAUGUUACAAAAAAUCUGAACAUUGUUCAUAUGAAUAACAUAAAAGAUGGAAAGAUAAUGCAUUGUAUUACUAACGGGAAGGAGCGUCGAAUUGACAUAACUCUAGGCACAAACGGUCCCGAUAUCGUAAAAGGACAAAGUGGUCAGCUAGUUGUCGUUGGUUAAUACCGUAGCAAUGUACUCCAACACAGAAGAGUUGCUGUUCUACAAAUAAUUACAAAUACAGUGUCUGUUAAUAUGAUUGCUAUAAAAUUGUGAUAUUUUGACUAAGUCAUGCCUUAUCUGUUUGACAACUAAAAACGUUUUUAUAUAUUUUAUGUAAGUAAUGAUAUUUGUAAAUUAUUAUUAUUAUUAAACUACUACUUACGAAGAAAAGUAUGAAUGUGCCAUCAUUAUGAGCAAACUUAUAUUUAUUACUUUUAUUGUGAAAUUACUAAUAUUUUUCUGUUCAAUUUUUUUUCCACUGAAGUUUCUCUUAUUUAAAAUGUAUAUUAGUUUUAAAUUUUAAAAGUAUAUUUUUAUAAUUUAUUUUAUGAAUGAUUUUCAGAGUGCACAUUUAUAUUGUACAUAUUGUAAAAAAUAUAAUAAAGCUUUGUAUAAAUAUGUUAAAACUUUAUUUUAAAGAUUUAGAAAUCUCUUUGGAUGACCACAAAGAAACUUCUAAAGUUUAAAGACUUUAAUCAUCCACUAUUAACUGAAUCCCAAACCUGGUCCAAAUCCGAUGAAGAAAAAUGUCAACUAUUUGGUCAACACCUCUUCCGAACCUUCAAUCUAUAUCCUGAUAUCAUUAAUCAAAAUCAAAUUGAAUGUAUUGAAGCAGAACUGGAUAUUCCACUCCAAAUGACUCUUCCACCUAAAACAUUUUAUCCUUCGGAAAUACCCAAUACCAUCAACAGAAUAUCUUCCCACAAAGCUCCUGGAAACGACCUCAUCACUUCCCAGAUCGUAAAACUGCUUCCUUGGAAAGCCAUCCUAUUUCUCACCUGCAUAUAUAAUGCUGUGCUUCGAUCCACAUAUUUUCCUGAUCGUUGGAAACUAUCUAUUGUCAAGAUGUUACACAAACCUAAAAAAAACCACCCUAACACCUAUCCUCUUACCGUCCUAUUUCUCUAUUACCUGUCAUGGGCAAAAUCCUGGAAAAACUCAUCCUAAAAUGCCUGUACCCCAUCCUAGACUCUGAUCACAUUAUCCCUGAUCACCAAUUUGGAUUCCGCACAUCGCAUUCCACUAUCCAACAGUGUCAUCGUGUGGUUGAUGUAGUCUCCUCUGCAUUGGAGCGUGUAAUCUCUCCAUCAGUGUUUCAUUGCUACCUUUCUUUUAUUAGUUCUCAGCAAUUGAUAACAGUUAGGUUAUUAGAUCUCAGUGAAGCUCUUAUAUUCUGCAAAGCCUACAAUUCAAAUCAUCCAUUCAAUCCCGUACAUCCCACUUCUAUCCUCCUCCUCACCGAACUGUUGCGUUUAAGAAAUUCUUUGUAAUUCAAGCUCCCUCCCUCUGGAAUUCUAUCCCUCCUGAUAUUCAGCAUUCAAAGUCAGUCUUCUCUCUAAGCACCUAUUCCAUUCUCAAUCCAUCUGAUCAUGAAAUGUAUGUAAGAGUUUAAGUCUUGAAAUUCUAUGAGAAACCCCAGAUACUACUCAUUUAUUUAAUUUUAUCUUUCUGUUUAUUUUAUAUUUAUUUAUGUAUAUAUUUUUUACUUCUCUUUAUUACCUGUAUUUUACCAAUUAUUUUGUAAAUAUUUAAUUUAAGUUAUGAACUAAUAAUAAUAAUAAGCUUUAUUGACAAAAGCCUCUCUUUAAGGAGAGAUUAUAAAGGAGUCGGCUACAGUAGAACAUAAGUUUAAAUUAUUACAAACAUUUUUUUUUU
This is a messenger RNA of Nezara viridula (southern green stink bug), 4845 nucleotides long. Lineage: Eukaryota; Metazoa; Arthropoda; Insecta; Hemiptera; Pentatomidae. The record is from the annotation of a GenBank genome assembly.